AUGUCUUCAAAUUCUGUGCCAUCAACUCAUGGCGGCGGUACGUCGUCUGGCGGGCGCCACAAGAAGGAGGAGGUCGUCCACAACAUGAAGACGAUUCAACCGGAUCUGCUCGACCACGUCAUGAGCGAGCGCAACAAGACUGGAAGCGCCGGCGCUCUCGUCAACGCCAUGACCAACUACGUCCGCGUGAAGAGCCAUGUCGACUUGCCCAUCUACCAAUUCCAUGUCGCCUUCGACCCGCCGGUCGACAACAAGAGCUGGCGCGAAGAAAUUUGGCGCGGCUGUGGCAUUUUCGAUCGCGUGCUCGAAAAGUUCAUCGCCAACUGCAAGUCGAUUCUCCGUCAAAUCAACAUGGACCUUCCUGAGCCACAUUGUUUCCCCGUUGGAGGCAGUGGGGAGGCGAACGACUACCUUGAUGUGAUCCGGGAGAAGCUUGCCGAAGCUGCGAACCAUGGCAUCAAGUUGGACAUGGUCGUCGUGAUCCUGAAGGACGACAACGAAACCCGCGACUACACUGGCAAGAAGGUCGUCUGUCUAGAUUUGCCUGUUCCGAGUCAAUGCGUCCGUCCAUCUGAUCGGGGCGUAAACAAGCAGCUCGGCUCCAUUUGUCUGAAGAUUCUUCUUCAAAUGAAUUGCAAGAUGGGUGGAGCGCCUUGGAUCGUGAAAAAGCCGCCGAAGCGCGUCAUGUUCAUCGGAUACGACCUCUACGCGGACUCUACGACUCGUGGCAAGUGCGUCCCACUUGUCCGACAAGCUGCCGAAGAGGUGGCUCAUACGAUGGGUCAGACUGUUCCACAGUUCGCCUUCAUCUUGGUCACGAAGAAAACCAACGCACGUGUCUUCACUGCCUCAGGCAACUCUGCUGCAAACCCACUGCCGGGAACUGUGGUCGACAACUACAUCACACGUCCUGAAAGGUACGACUUCUACAUGGUGCCACAAGCCGCGAACCACGGAACGGUGGCUGCGGUCCACUAUUCCAUCAUCCACGACGACACUGGCUACGAUGCGGACCGCCACCAUAAAUUGGCCUUUAAAUUGUGCCAUCUCUACUACAUCUGGCAAGGCACGGUCCGCGUCCCAGCUCCCUGUCAAUACGCCCACAAGCUCGCCUUCCUCUUCGCACAGACUCUCCAUCGAGAAGCCAACGAGCGACAAAUUGUUUUAUCUCUAGGCUUAUUCAUCGUG
Molecule: messenger RNA, 1188 nt
Organism: Mesorhabditis spiculigera
Lineage: Eukaryota; Metazoa; Nematoda; Chromadorea; Rhabditida; Rhabditidae
Source: the annotation of a GenBank genome assembly